Molecule: messenger RNA, 1965 nt
Organism: Phycomyces blakesleeanus NRRL 1555(-)
Lineage: Eukaryota; Fungi; Mucoromycota; Mucoromycetes; Mucorales; Phycomycetaceae
Exons: 6
Coding region: 1-1965 (654 amino acids)
Source: RefSeq, a predicted model, not a curated record
AUGACAAACGGUUCGGGUGAAUACGAUCUUGCAAUCGCCCUAGCUAUUGGAACGUCUUUUUCUGGCUAUUCACUUCAAUUCUUGAAUGGUGAAAGCGUUCCUAAUAGUAUCUCUCCUGAUAUUUUUACGGGAAUGGAUAGAACACCACUAAUAGAAGAAAAUAAACCUUUCAGUAGUGGUAUUGGGGGGUUCUAUUGGAAUUGCAUAAACCCACUAUCACAAUUUGAAGUACAAAAUAGUCCCCAUAGUGUACAAUACAGCAUACCCUCGUUUAAAUAUUCAACAGGAUCAAUAACAACCUCCCAAAAGUUUCUUUGUGGGCACUCAGCCGAUAAUGAAUUCAACAGAAAUCCUGUCAGUGGAUAUUAUGUGCCAAAAAUCAAACUUUUGUUGAACAGCAACAGCAGAAAAGACCUCCCGCCUUUACCACAAAAUAUGAAACCAGCGCAAAUCAUUGGAGAUUAUUUGAGAAGAACAUUCGAGCAUAUCCGCACACAAGUGCCCGCAAAGUACUUCGAGGGUAACUCUAAGUUCAACUACAAAAUUUUCAUUGCUGCUCCAACCAUAUGGUCCAAAGAAUCAAAGGAUAUUAUCAGAGAGGCUGCUAUACUGGGUGGUUUAUUUACAAAACACGACGAAUCUGAAAAACUAUCAAUUGUUGAUGAAGCCGUGGCAGCUGCUCUCGGUGUUGAGAGUGCAUCUUCUGAACUGAACCUUAUACACGGUAACAUCUAUAUGGUCUGUGAUGCUGGCGGUGGAACUGUGGAUAUUGCUACAUUUAAAAAAGACGAUUCAUCAGGAGCAAGCGGUUUAAAAGAAGUAUCCCCUGGAAUUAGUAGUACAUGUGGAUCCACUCUUUUGGAUACUCGGUUUGAAAACCUAGUGAGAGAGAAAGUUUCUAGAUCUCUCAAGUACAGCGAAGUGUACAUCCAGCCUGCUUUAGACUACUUUAAAAACGAAUUAAAGAAAAAAUUUUGUGGUGAUGGUCAUCUUUAUGGAGAUUCAUUCAACUAUAUCGAUAAUGAUUGCUAUCAUUAUGGUCGGGUUUACAAAAAAAUCUGGGCUACCAAACACUCGAUGGACUUAUCUAAUGUCUAUUCUACACAGGAACUGAUAGAAGCCGAGUCCUCGUACGGCACAAAAGUCCCCGAUGAUGUAUUGCGAGAAAUUAGCGAUUAUGAGAUCUUCACGGCGGAUGAGAUUAGGAUAAAAGUGUUUGAUCCCGUAGUGAACAAAGUGCUUGAUACAAUCGAGAAACAGUUUAAACAGCUGGGUGACAUAACCCUGGAUGUCAUGUUCAUUACUGGAGGAUUUGGACAGUCUCCAUAUCUUAAAACCCGAAUAAUUGAUACUUUCAGAAGCCGAGUCAACUACUUCAAGAUCACUGAAAACGAAAAGUCAGCAGUUUUGAGUGGGACACUUUUGUUUGGCUGUAACCAAUACACACCCACUCAACAUACCUUACGUCAAACAUACGGCGUCAAACUAUGCUCAAUACAUGACAAGUCUGAUAAAGACAUGAAGUCCGAGAAGGACAAAUUCCAUGUGCACAUCCGUAAAGGUGAAUCAGUUAGGGAGGAUUUCUGGGUUACCAAAUCUAUGGUUUGGAAAGAAAGCAUACCUCCAAUUAUAUCUUUGUGUGAAUACAAUGGCAAUGACCCAGUUCCCGAGUAUCCUGCUGAAAAAGAUAUUGGCCUAGUAGCUAUUUUUAAUACCAAAUUUAAACUUUAUGGUAUAAAAAACACUGAAGAGGUAAUGGUUAUCCAAAUGCGCUUUGGUCUAGACGAUAUUGAAUUCAAAGUGGAGAUCUCUGGAAAAGAUCUUGAAUAUUUCGCUGUGUGGGAUCUCAGUAAAAAAAAUAGAAUGAAAGGAUGGAGUGAACCAAAGAACCCAUUUUCACCCAAGGCAACAAAAACCAGUUUGCCUACAUGCUCGUGCCGAAUAGAUCACAGUCAGAUUCCUUGA